Thamnophis sirtalis is the source of this 7396-nucleotide messenger RNA. It is a transcript of the gene KDM5C, whose product is annotated as lysine demethylase 5C. Gene Ontology annotation, cellular component: nucleus; chromatin. The record is from RefSeq and is a predicted model, not a curated record. Gene Ontology annotation, biological process: regulation of DNA-templated transcription; chromatin remodeling. Lineage: Eukaryota; Metazoa; Chordata; Lepidosauria; Squamata; Natricidae. Gene Ontology annotation, molecular function: histone H3K4me/H3K4me2/H3K4me3 demethylase activity; DNA binding.
AGGCCCUGUGCUCGAGCGAGGAGGAGGAGGAGGGGCCGGGCAUGGCCCCCUGAGGGGCCUCCCAGAGAGCAAAGGAGCCGGUGGAGGGUAUGGAGUCCAGAGAGGAGCCGGCGGAGCAGACCGAAGGGUCGGAUCAAGGGGCCUGGAGGGAGAAGGGCCCCCUGGGGGAUCAGGGCAACUGGGUGUCCCGUGGGGAGAAGGGGGAGAGGGGAAGCCGGGGCCUGAGGGGCGAACGGGGCCUUUCAGGGGAGAGGAGAGACCAUGGGGACUGGGCAGAGCGCGGCUCCAGGAUGGAGAAGAGCGAACGGACUGUGAAGGGUGAGCGGGCUCCCCGGAGUGACAAGGCCGAACAGGGCGAUGGGGCUCCCCGGGCUGAUCGGAUCCUCCGGCCGCCUCGAGCGUCAGAGCAGGCGGAGCGCGGCUUGUGGAGCGCCGAGCCAGGCGAGUGGAUGGAGCGUGGCCCGUCCUGGGCUGGAGACCCCGACCCCCUCUUGCCUCCCGAGGAUUUCUUGCCACCCCCCGAGUGUCCUGUCUUUGAGCCCAGCUGGGCCGAAUUCAGCGAUCCGCUGGGCUACAUUGCCAAGAUCCGACCCAUCGCAGAAAAAAGUGGCAUCUGCAAAAUCCGCCCUCCCGCCGACUGGCAACCUCCUUUUGCUGUGGAAGUGGACAACUUCCGGUUUACUCCACGGAUACAGAGGCUCAAUGAAUUAGAGGCACAGACCAGGGUAAAACUGAACUAUCUAGACCAGAUCGCAAAGUUCUGGGAGAUUCAAGGUUCUGCACUGAAAAUUCCCAAUGUAGAGAGGCGUAUCCUUGAUUUGUACAGCUUGAGUAAAAUUGUGAUGGAGGAGGGUGGAUAUGAAGCCAUUUGCAAGGAUCGCCGGUGGGCACGGGUGGCCCAGCGACUUUCUUAUCCAUCAGGAAAGAAUAUUGGUUCCCUCCUUCGUUCCCACUAUGAGCGUAUUAUCUACCCGUAUGAAAUGUACCAGUCUGGUGCUAACCUGGUGCAGUGCAAUACUCACCCAUUUGAUAAUGAAGAGAAAGACAAAGAGUAUAAGCCUCAUAGCAUCCCAUUGCGCCAAUCCGUGCAACCUUCCAAGUUCAACAGCUAUGGGCGGCGGGCCAAGCGACUGCAGCAGGAGGAAUCCGACUCAUACCCUGAACCUGCGAGCUCCCCAGCUCUGUUACCCGAGCAAGCACAUCAAGCAUGGCCAGAGCCAACAGAGGAGGACAUUGAGAAGAACCCAGAAUUGAAGAAGCUGCAGAUUUAUGGCGCUGGUCCUAAAAUGCUGGGACUGGGGCUUGUAGCCAAGGACAAGAACAUGCGCAAGAAAGACAAGGAGAUGCCUGAGUGCCCCCCAACAGUGAUAGUAAAAGAGGAAGCUCCUGUUUCAGAGGUGAAGCUGGAACCCACUGCACCCCGAGGCUAUGCAAAUAUGAAAGAAGAGUUGAGGCACAGUCCAGAACCUUGCACCAAGAUGACCAUGCGCCUCCGUCGGAAUCACAACACUCAGUUUAUUGAAUCUUAUGUUUGUCGGAUAUGUACACGGGGAGAUGAGGAUGAUAAGCUGUUGUUAUGUGACGGCUGUGAUGACAACUAUCACAUCUUUUGCCUCUUGCCUCCUUUACCUGAGAUUCCUAAAGGGGUCUGGAGAUGUCCCAAAUGUGUCAUGGCGGAAUGUAAGCGUCCCCCAGAGGCUUUUGGCUUUGAGCAGGCCACUCGGGAGUACACGCUACAGAGCUUUGGCGAGAUGGCAGAUUCUUUCAAGGCCGACUACUUCAACAUGCCAGUCCAUAUGGUGCCAACAGAGCUUGUAGAAAAGGAGUUCUGGCGCUUGGUGAAUAGCAUUGAGGAAGAUGUGACGGUGGAAUAUGGGGCUGACAUUCAUUCCAAAGAAUUUGGAAGUGGUUUCCCCAUCAAUGAUGGCAAAAGGCAGCUCUCUCCAGAGGAAGAAGAGUAUGCAGCCAGCGGCUGGAACCUCAAUGUGAUGCCAGUGCUGAAGCAGUCGGUGUUAUGCCACAUCAAUGCUGACAUUUCAGGCAUGAAGGUUCCAUGGCUCUACGUGGGCAUGGUGUUCUCUGCUUUCUGCUGGCACAUUGAGGAUCACUGGAGUUACUCUAUUAACUACCUCCACUGGGGUGAACCUAAGACUUGGUAUGGGGUCCCAUCCUUUGCAGCUGAACAUCUGGAAGACGUUAUGAAGAAACUGACCCCAGAGCUUUUUGAGAGCCAGCCAGACCUGUUGCACCAGUUGGUGACACUCAUGAACCCUAAUACACUUAUGGCUCAUGGCGUCCCGGUCGUCCGGACCAAUCAGUGUGCUGGAGAGUUUGUAAUUACCUUCCCUAGAGCUUAUCACAGUGGCUUCAAUCAGGGCUACAACUUUGCCGAAGCAGUUAACUUUUGCACUGCUGACUGGCUGCCAGCUGGUCGCCAGUGCAUUGAGCACUAUCGGCGCCUUCGCCGCUACUGUGUCUUCUCCCAUGAGGAGCUUAUCUGCAAAAUGGCUGCUUGCCCUGAAAAGUUGGACUUGAACUUGGCUGCUGCUGUACACAAGGAGAUGUUUAUCUUGGUCCAGGAGGAGCGUAAAUUGCGAAAGGCUCUCCUUGACAAGGGAAUCACUGAAGCCGAGCGAGAGGCGUUCGAGUUGCUUCCAGAUGAUGAGCGCCAGUGUGACAAAUGCAAGACAACCUGUUUUCUGUCAGCGCUGGCUUGCAAUGAUUGUCCCAAUUGUCUUGUCUGCCUUUAUCACAUCAAUGACCUCUGCAAGUGCCCGAGUAGCAGGCAGUACCUCAGGUAUCGGUAUACUCUGGAUGAACUCCCAGCCAUGUUACAUAAAUUGAAGGUCCGAGCUGAAUGCUUUGACACAUGGGCCAACAAAGUUCGCAUUGCUUUGGAAGUGGAAGAUGGACGCAAGAGAACCUUGGAGGAGUUGCGUGCCCUGGAAUCGGAGGCACGUGAGAGGAACUUCCCUGAGAAUGAACUUCUUCAUCGGCUCAAAACCUGUCUGAGUGAAGCGGAGAAGUGUGUCUCAGAGGCCCUGGGUCUGAUAAGUAUUCAAGAAACAGAAGAGUCAUCAGUCCAUAUGACAGUAGAGGAAUUACGUGCCUUCCUAGAGCAAAUGACAAACUUGCCCUGUGUCAUGCACCAGAUAAAGGAGGUCCAGGAUGUGUUGGAGAAGGUGGAAGCCUUCCAGGUGGAAGUUCAAGAGGCCCUACAAGAUCUUUCAGGCAAUUCCCCAGAGUUGCACAAACUACUGGCACAAGGAACGCGAUUAGGGGUGGAGGUGCCAGAGAUGGAGCUGCUGGAGAGGCAGGUGCAGCAGGCAGUCUGGCUGGAGGAGGUCAAGCAGACUCUGCGUUCACCCCAGGAUAAGGUUACUCUCUCUGUCAUGAGAGCACUCAUCACCUCUGGCGGUGGAGUUUCCCCGAGUCCUGCUGUGGAUAAGGCGAUGGCCGAGUUGCAGGAGUUACUCACUAUUGCUGAGCGUUGGGAGGAAAAAGCGCAAAUGUGCCUAGAGGCCAGGCAGAAGCAUUCGCCAGCUACGCUGGAGGCCAUCAUCAAGGAGGCAGAGAACAUCCCAGUGCACUUACCCAAUAUCCUGUCGCUCAAGGAGGCUCUGUCCAAAGCGCAGGCUUGGAUUGCUGAUGUGGAGGAGAUCCAGAAUGGAGACCAUUAUCCCUGCCUGGAUGACCUGGAGGGCCUUGUGGCUGUGGGUAGAGAUUUGCCAGUGCACUUGGAGGAAUUGCAUCACUUGGAAGUACAAGUAGCGACUGCACAUUCCUGGCGGGAAAAGGCCUCCAAGACCUUUCUCAAAAAGAACUCCUGUUACACGUUGCUUGAGGUGCUGUGCCCGUGUGCCGAUGCUGACUCCGAUAGCGUCAAACGCACUAAAUGGCAGCGGGAGAAGGAGCCAGGCCUCUACAAUUCUGACACGGAGAGACUGGGCCUCUCAGCAGAGGACCUCAGGGACCCUGGCUCUGUUAUCUUGGUCUUCAAAGAAGGUGAACAGAAGGAGAAAGCAGGGAUUCUCCGCCUACGCCAGUCAAACACCCAGAAGCCUGUGCCGUCCAUGCAUAGUCCUCCUGGGAUCCAGUACUGUGUGUGUUCCCAGCCUCCCAGCCCUGCUAUGUUGCAGUGUGAACUAUGUCAGGACUGGUUCCACACCACCUGUGCAGCUUGGCCUCGCCUGGGCAAUCCCCGGCCUUCUCCGGCAUGGUGGGAGUGGGAUGCAAAAUUCCUGUGUCCUCUAUGCCAGAGGUCCCGCCGGCCCCGCCUGGAGACCAUCCUGGCUUUGCUGGUGGCUCUGCAGAAACUUCCUGUCCGGCUGCCCGAGGGAGAAGCCCUCCAAUGCUUGACUGAGCGUGCCAUUAUGUGGCAGGACCGCGCUCGCCAGCUCCUAGGCUCCUCUGACGUAGUUGCUGCCUUGGGACGUUUAGCUGAGCUGCGGCAGCGGCUGCUUGGGGACUCGGCCAAGGACGCAGGUGCACUCAAAGAGAGCAGCUGCAACGAACAGACGAAGGUUUCCUUAGAGAACGGAGAUGCCACAACUCCAGAGAAGAACAGCUCCUGUGCCUCAGACCUGGAGAUGCUUUCUUCUUACCUGCCCCAGCUGCAAGGCCCUGUCCUAGAACUGGCGGAUGCCGUCCGUCUACCUUUGGAAGAGCUGCUAAUGGAAGGGGAUCUUCUCGAAGUGACGCUAGACGAGAGCCAGAGCAUUUGGCGCUUGCUACAGGCUGCCUGCGCUCCCCAGCUCCACAAAUUCCAGCAGCUACUGGAUCUGGAGCAAGCGGAGCGGCGCGUCACCCGUGGGCGAGGCCGAGACUCAGAGCGGCGGCGGAAACGCAAGACAGAGCGUGGUGAUUGCCCAGCCCUGCCUAAGGAGGAAUUGGAGCCAAAGAAGAUCCGGGCGGCAGACCCAGCGCUGUCCCAAGGUGGCGCUCCCCCUGCAGCAGGCACAGACUGCAGCCACAAUGGAGUUGGACAGUUGUGACGGCUAGAAGAUGCCUGGAUUUCUCCUUCCUGGACUCUACUGCACUGUAAGGGACUCUGGCAGCCCCAGGUCACUCAGUUGGCUUGACUAGCACUCUGCAUGGGGAGGCGCCCAGCCCUAGAAGUUGCGGCUGCAUCUCCCCCCACCCCCAGGACUUGGCACUGGCCCUGCAUCAGACUAUUUUUCAGAUGAUGUAAUAUUUUAUUUUCUUUUUCUCCUUUUGUAUUGUCGAUACUGCGGAAAGGGGAGGCAUUGCAGGGGUCACCAACAAGCAGGGCCCGUGUUCUCUUUGGCAGAAGCAACUGAGGGGAACCACCGCGUUGCUGCUCUAAGGACCGAAGCCUUGCAGAGAUCCAGCACGGGUGGUUGAAUGUGCUGGGACAGUGCCCAGCUCCUCGCUUCAGGCAGUGAAAGGAGUUGGGGCCUUUCCUGAGAGGAGCGUCCUCCUUUUUGUACCAGCAUUCCCUGGAUACCGCAGGGACAGCACCUCCUGUUGCACAGAGGGGCAGCUCUCCCUAGACACCCCUGUCCUCCUCCUGGUACCUGUUGGGUUUUAUAGGAAUUGGGGUAACCACUUUAUUCUCUAGGGUGGUGGAAAAGGCAAGGAAUAUUUUAGUUCCACUCCAGCCACUACUCCACCCUCAUCGUCCCACCCCCCCAAAUCAUGGGCCCCAUACUGCCUCAGGCUCUGACACUAAAAACCUUUUGUCUUUCUCUUUUUAGUGUUUUCCUUUAUUUUCUCCAGCAGAGAAGGGUGGGAUGUUGGGGGUAGGGAGGGGUGUGUUAUUUUAUUGUAUUAUGAUUUUUUUAUUAUUAUUAUUAAACUUUGGAGGUUAACAAAUUUACUUGGAUCUUGGGAUAAAGACGACCUGGUCAGUUAGAGUUGCUGGUGGCAGUUGUGAGCAUGCCCAGUUUCACACAACAUAUUGUCAGUACUGUAGCUUGUUUUCUAAUUUCCUACUAUGUAGGAGCAUGACCAUAGAGUAAUGAGAAGCCCUGAGUAUCUUGUUUCCUUGUUUCAAACCUGAAUUUUUGUAUCAUGGUUCUCAGUGAGGUGUAGUGUGAAAUCGCCCUUUCACAUUACUAAUAGUUGUUGUAGAUAAUUCUAUUUUGUUUCUCCAAUUGUUAGAUACACAUAAUUAGAGAAUUGCAAUUUUUGCAAAAAUAAUAUAUUGCCAGUGACAAAAAGCUAUUAGGAACAAAUCUUUCAGACCAAUGAAAAGUAAUAGAAUUUCCUGAAAUAUUUCAGAAACAAACAAAAAACCAUCCAGAGAAUGAGUAGGACCAGUAGGUGAAGACAAAAAAGUAGAAAUAUGAUAAGGCAAGUGAGUAGAACAUGAAUUCUGUCAGUUUUCAUUCCAGAUGAAUUUAAGAAUCAUUUUGGAGAAUGCACCUUUAAAAAUAUGCUAAGCAGAGGUAAAUCAGAGGGCUCGUGAUAAUUAAAAGGAGAAUCUGUUAAUAUCAGCUGGGCUACAUAUUAUUUAACCACGAUUUCUUAAUUUUAAUAUAAAGGUUUGAGCUAAAAUGUAUGACUUAUAAAAAGUGGCAUUUUCUGUAUAUUUGUAGAAAGCAUUAUUAUACUAAAGGUAGUUGAAUACACUUUGGGCAAGCCUAAGAGGAACUAGCAUGGAUUCUGUGAGAGAAAAAUCUUAGAAUUCUGUGUCUCAAAUGUGAAAUUAGUGAUCAUCGAGAGAUCAUUGUGUACUUGAAAUUUUCAGAUACUUUUCACAAAAACCUCAUACCAAAGCUUACGUUCAAUGAGAGGGUAUAUCUUCCCAUGCCUCCAUAUUUAUCUCGGAAAAAAAUGCAAGUAAUGACACCAAAAUACUCUGUUAAAUUUAAGAAAUGAGGCAUAGCGGAAAUAAAUAGGGAAUAGCCAAGUUGACACCUGGGUUUAGAUUAUGCAAUCCCAACCAGCCUGGAAAAGAGCUUCGAAAGAGCUUCCCAUCAUCACAUACUCUGGGAUUCAUUCCAUGAGCUGUAGCGAUAACCCCCCUGUCUCCCCUCACUCCCCAUGUCCAGUGGCUUUUUAAAAAUAUUACCUUCUUCGGGAAUAAAGCUGGUAAGACCUAUCAACAGUGCAAAGUAAAUGAAAUUUAAACGUGUAUUACAAUUGGGGGUUGAUGGCGCGCAGAGUAUGGAUCAACCGUAGAUGAAACUUGGUUUGAUCUGAUACAGAAUCUUGUUGGUUCUUGUUGUGGAAGAGCUCAUAAUCUGCAAGGGUCUUAACCAUUUCUGUUAAAAUCAUCAGAAGGUGGAGGUAAUAGAGAUCAUGUCUUUCUGCCAUCAAAAGAUACUUCCUCCAAAGAAGUUGCAACUGUUAUUAAUACUGAACUAGCAUCUGUAAUGGGUAAAUACUUCCUGCUUUCUUUGACUGAAAAGCAGUUGGUAUAUAUAUAUAU